AUGGAGAUUCAACAUCCGUCGCAUGAGUUUGCGACUCCUCAUCUUCAAUUUCAACAUUCUUCUCCGCACCGUCAACCGUCUGCGCCUGCGCCUGCGCCUAUUUCCGCUCCUCAGAUUGCCUACGAGCAGGGUCCAAUCCCCGCCAAUUCACUAAACGUCAUGGAACCAGCGCCAUGCCCGCAGCAGCUACCAAUCACUGAACAACCUUCUUCACUGCCAGAUUUCAAUAGGAUUCAACCAUCUCUAGCCCCAGCAAAUGAGCCUUCGCCACCUCCCGAACGUGACCAAGAUGAUGCCAGUUCAAUUCUAAGUGACCUGCCGUCGGAGCUUUGCGAACUUCCUGCUGAACUUCCAACUGAACUUGGUCCAAUCGAUUUUGACUGGGACGGCCCCGAAGGCCAUGAAGUUUUGCGACUUAAACCAACUGUUCAACAGUGGAGCGAUUUUUCAGCUAACCUUGCUUUUGCCCGGAGUCUCCAAGCCGAAAACCAUGGCUGCUUCAAAAUCGUCCUCCCAGAAGAACUUGUCGAGGACCUGCCAGAAAAGGACUCCCAAAAGGUUCCUGCAAACGCAUACCGACCCACCCAAAUUAAGAAGAACAGCUUCUGGCGAGUUGAGACUGUCUCCUCUGUAGGCAGCUUUAACUCAUCAGUCACCGGUCCCCAAUGCAAGGUUUCUGCCAUCCAGGCCAUCGAUCAGCUGAGAAAGUUGUACCGGAAGAAUGAUCGCAAACAAAUCCGCAAUGUGCGCUAUCGAGCGGAUGUCCCUGCGUGGACCCCCGAACAGCGACGCGAAGCUGGUGUUCCUGAACAGAGCCCAAUAUACCCUUUGAAAGGUGACAAGCUCGACAAGACCAAGGCCAUCAUCCCGGGAAUCCACACACCUUAUGUAUACGAAUCAGGGCCUUAUUUCGGUGCAAGCUUUCAGAUACACGCUGAGGACUUCAGACUCGUCUCACUAAACCACCUGUACAAAGGCCGAAAGAUUUGGAUUGUGGUCCCUUCUACAGCUGUCGACGUUGCUGAAGAGGCUCUUGGUCGAAAGGGCAAAUGUUCCCAGUUCAUGCGACAUCGAGCUGAGUUCUUCUUUCCUCAAAAGCUUGAAAAGUUGGGCAUACCCUUCCGCAUCAUCGACCAACGUCCUGGUGAGACCAUAGUGAUUCUGCCGGACGCAUAUCAUGAAGGAUUCAGCACUGGAUACAGCAUCGCUGAGGCCAAAAACUAUGCGGAUAAUGGUUGGACUACCGAAACAUACCAGGAAUGUGAAGUCAAGUGUAAGCUUGCCACAAUGAUUCCUGCGGAUUUAAUGCGGCCCUUGAAGGAUGGAGAGGCUCAGCUUGACCUUUGUUCGGGUUUCGAAUUACUGUCGAAAGACACACCACCGGCCACGCCACCAACAACACCGCCAUCUGCGAAUAUGAAAAGACGUCUCGAUGACGAAGGGCAGAAAGCUGAGAAUACUAAGCGGGUCAAGGCGUAG
This is a messenger RNA of Fusarium venenatum, 1479 nucleotides long. Its product is annotated as JmjC domain, hydroxylase-domain-containing protein. NCBI's taxonomy places the organism in Eukaryota, Fungi, Ascomycota, Sordariomycetes, Hypocreales, Nectriaceae. Gene Ontology annotation, molecular function: histone H3K36 demethylase activity; histone H3K9 demethylase activity. Gene Ontology annotation, biological process: chromatin remodeling; regulation of gene expression. Gene Ontology annotation, cellular component: chromatin; nucleus. The record is from RefSeq and is a predicted model, not a curated record.